Molecule: messenger RNA, 666 nt
Organism: Didymosphaeria variabile
Lineage: Eukaryota; Fungi; Ascomycota; Dothideomycetes; Pleosporales; Didymosphaeriaceae
Gene: EFM6
Product: Protein-lysine N-methyltransferase efm6
Exons: 3
Coding region: 1-666 (221 amino acids)
Source: RefSeq, a predicted model, not a curated record
AUGUCCGAGAGCGAAGACAACGGCGUCUUCGGGGUGAGCGAAGAUCUCGUCCCGCCUGCCGUGAUCAAGUCCGCAAUCGUUUCAGAAGUGGACUUUGACGGACUGUUGUCCCCACCACUGAAGCUUCAACAAGAUUUGAAGAAUGGAUGUGGCGGACAAUUAUGGCCGGCGGGCAUGGUGCUCAGCAAAUACAUGCUGAGGAAGCAUAAGAGUGAUUUGGAGGGAAAAGAAACCAUUGAGUUGGGUGCUGGUGGUGGUCUUGUAGGCUUGGCCGUGGCCCUCGGCUGCAAAAUUACAACAACCCUCCAUAUCACCGAUCAAGAACCUAUGUUCGAGUUGAUGAAGCAAAACAUUACCCUCAACAGCCUCACCUCGAAGGUCUCCGCCACAAUCUAUGACUGGGGUACACCUACCCCCGUGCGCCUACCGAAACACCCAGACAUCAUCUUAGCCGCCGACUGCGUUUAUUUCGAGCCAGCGUUUCCACUGCUGCAAGAGACGCUCAUGGAUCUGAUUGGAGAGAACACGGUUUGCUAUUUCUGCUUCAAGAAGAGGAGAAGAGCAGACUUGCAUUUCAUGAAGGUUGCGAAAAAGAUGUUCGAUGUGAAGGAAAUAGAGGACGACCCAGAUAAGGAGGUUUAUUCAAGACAAAGUCUGUUCCUGUGA